GUACCAUACACCAAGCAAAUAUUUUCUUCUCAUCAACAUUUUUGUUUUUUUUUGUACAUUAGCUCACCCAGAACUGCAACACAAACGAGGCAGUCUUCUUGGCUUAAUCUCCUGUUUCAUAUUUUGUGUACAUUUGGGAAGAAGAUUCUCUGCAGAAGCUGGCAAGAAACACCUCCUUGCUGCUGGAGCGCUUUCUCACCUAGAAGAGUGUGCUGGCUGUUCAUUGCAAAGCCAGGAUGAAAGAUCUCCUGAGUCUGACUGUCCUCUCUUUCAGUCUGGCUUUGUGCUAUGGAUUCUGCUUUCGAGACUUACAUAAAGUAAAGGUGAAAAAUGGGGAACUGCUGCGUCCAAACGGGUGUACUGACAUUUAUGAUGGGAGCGAGCAUCCAUUUGGAUCUGCCUGGAAUACAGCGGAGUGCAUGCGAUGCAAGUGCAAAAAAAAAGGAAUGGAAUGUUGUGCCAGAUAUGGUGGACUUGUAGAGGCGGAAGGAUGCAAAGCAGUUAUUGAUCCAGAAACCUGUAGUUAUAAGUUCUACAAACUUGAUGACCCCUCAACGCUGUGUGCCUACUAACUUCUAAAACCACCACAUUUAGACUCCCUCCAACACAAUAGCUUGCUGUGUUACGAGGCGGGCUGGAGAGACCCACUGUAGGCCUAAUCAUUUAUAUUUUCCUAUCUAAUAGUGCCUAACAGUGAAGCAAGGUGUCAGCUUCAAUUUUACAUUGCCUUAUGCUUGCUAAAUGCUAGAACAACAACAGGAACACCUGAUUUCACAGCAGAAUGCGAGAAAGGUAAUCUCUCAGAUCCAAGUGCAGCAGAAACAAGUACUUAUUCCCUGUAGAUGGGCAUUGAGAAGAUAAGCGAUCUAAGGUGGGGUGGGAAACCUUUUUUUUUUUUAGCCCAAGGGCUGCAUUCCCUCAUGGACAACAUUCCAGGGGCCACCAACCACUGGUGGGCAGGGCCAGAGGCAAAAAGUAGGUGGGGCCACAAAUUUAUCUUUGUACCGUAGGCUCCAUUCUGGCUCCAUCCUCCCAUGCUCAACUCUCCAUCCAAGCCAACCAUUGUCACAGUUCAAGUGCACAUUUGCGCUGGCAAAAGCACUUGAAGAGGCCACAGAGGAGGGACCAAGAGGGGUGUGGCCUCAGAAGGAGGCAUAGAAUGAUAGAAUAGUAGAUUUGAAAGGGGUCUAUAAGGCGAUUGAGGCCAACCCCCUGCUCAUUGCAGGAAUCCUCAGUAUAGCUGAGAGGAGUUCCAAGGGAUGGAUAGUGAGGCCUAGAGGGCCACAUGUGGCCCCCAGGCUGGAGGGUCCCCACCUCUGACCUAAGGAACACUGUCAUGAGUUCAUGUGAUGGCUGUGCUAUGACUGGAUACACCUAUUGGGUUGUAUUCAGCUAAGUUUUACUCAGAGUAGACCCAUUUAAAUUAAUGAAUCUAAGGCCACAUUCACACCAUACAUUUAUUCUGCUAUUAUUCCACUUGAAACAGUCCUGGCUGCCCCCAAAGAAUUCUGGGAAGUGGAGCUUGUGAAGGGUGCUAAGAGCUGUUAGGAGACCUCUGUUCUCCUCCCAGAGCUCCAAUUCCCAGGGUGGUUCAACAAUCAAUGCCUCUGCCCAGGGAACUCUGGGAGCUGCAGGUCUGUGAGGAGAAAAGGGGCCUCCUAACAGCUCUCAGCACCCUUCACAAGUGACACUUCCGAGGAUUCUUUGGGGGAAGCCAGGACUGUUCCGAGUGGAAUAUGUUGUGAAUGUGUUCUAAGUUAAUUUAUGUCCAUUAACUUCACUGGGUCUACUUUGAUUAGGACUAGCACUGAAUACCACUUAUUGGUUAUCAAAUAUAUAAGACUUAAAGAACAUACCAGAACAAAACUUCUUAGAAACAUUUUAUACUAGUAUGACCACAAAUAAAGACGAUUCGGUUCUUUUGUAGUACUUUAUUCAGAACAAACUGACAGGCACAUGUUAGGAAAUGUAGUAGGGCACAUCAUAUAUUUAAAGCAGUAUUAUACCACUUUAAACAGUCCUGGCUUCCCCCCCAAAAUCCUGGGAAAUGUAGUUUGUGAAGGGUGCUCAGAGUUGUUAGGAGACCCCUCUUCCCCUCACAGAGCUGCAUUUCUCAGACAGGUUUAAUAAUCAGUCCCUCUUCACAAGGAACCCUGGAAAUGGUAGCUCUGUGACGGGAAGAGGUGUCUCCUAACACCACUUGUCAUCCUUCACAAACUACAUUUCCUAAGAUUCUUUGGGGGAAGCCAUGGAUGUUUAAAGUGAUAUAAUACUGCUUUAAAUUUAUAGUCUGGAUGUGUCCUUACAGCAAAACCCUUUGCAUGUUUACUUGGAAGCAAGUCUCCCUGUGGUCCCAGCAAUGGAAGUGAGGUGACUUGAGGCCCCCAGAAGAGUCUUGCUGAAGCCUGGUCGGUCUCUCAGCUGUCUGUAGAGAAGAACAUAUUACAAAACACAUUCAUCUGUAGCAUGCAUUGGCCCCUGAUGCACUCCAGUUAGUUUGCUAUCUAAAUCAAGCAACUUCAUUUGUAAUAUAAGGCAGCCUCCCCAAGUCAAGUGCCCUCGAGGUGUUGCGGACUACAACUCCCAUCAGCCCCAGCCAGCAUGGCCGUAUGAUGCUGGGGCUGAUGGGAGUUGUAGUACAAAACAUCUGGAGGGGAAGGGUGAUAUAAGAGAACUUGCUCUGUGUCUGUUGUUUCCUCUGUAGCAGGAGACUGAGACACUGGUUACCUGAGCAAUAAUGUGGUGAGAGUAAUAACUAAGAAGACCUCAACCUGGUCUUUGUUUUCAGUAGCUUCAAUCAUGACAGUAGUACAUGGCAAACAAUCUGUAGCAAAGAAAACAAAGGGAUUGGAUGGAUGCUGUUAUGUUACUUAUUCCUGCAAUGAACAAAUAAAAGUUAA
Messenger RNA from Rhineura floridana, 2900 nucleotides. RefSeq names its product small serum protein 5-like. The coding region runs from base 237 to 572 and encodes 111 amino acids. The record is from RefSeq and is a predicted model, not a curated record. The transcript has 4 exons. NCBI's taxonomy places the organism in Eukaryota, Metazoa, Chordata, Lepidosauria, Squamata, Rhineuridae.